Zea mays is the source of this 2408-nucleotide messenger RNA. RefSeq lists its product as uncharacterized. The transcript is spliced from 9 exons. The record is from RefSeq and is marked validated. The coding region runs from base 183 to 1874 and encodes 563 amino acids. Gene Ontology annotation, cellular component: Golgi apparatus. Lineage: Eukaryota; Viridiplantae; Streptophyta; Magnoliopsida; Poales; Poaceae. Gene Ontology annotation, molecular function: mannan synthase activity.
UCCAAGCUAUAUAAGCCGCCGCUGUUGUACGCCGCUUCCUCCAUCCACUAGCUGCCCGGCCGGCCGGCUAGCGGAGAAACAGCCCGCCCGCUCGCCUCUGCCUCUGCCCCUGCACGCCCAAGAUCCUCAGGCCGGGCCGGCCGCGUGGCAGUGCCGCGCGCGCGCGAGAGCGAGAGGGAUCCAUGGGCGUCUCCGAGGAGGCGGCGCGGGUGUGGGCGGAGCUGCCCGUGCGGGUGGACUGGGCGGCCGCGGCGGCGCAAUGCGCGUCCCUGUGGGCGCACGCGCGCGCGCUGCUGGUCGCGCCAGCGGUGCGGGUCCUGGUGCUCCUGUCGCUGGCGAUGACCGUGAUGAUACUGGCGGAGAAGCUGUUCGUCUGCGCCGUGUGCCUCGCCGUGCGGGCGCUCCGGCUCGGCCCGGACCGGCGCUACCGCUGGGAGCCCAUCGGCGGCGGAGUCGGAGACGAGGAGGAGGAGUCCGGGUCCGGCCACGGCGCCAAGUACCCCAUGGUGCUCGUGCAGAUCCCUAUGUACAACGAGCGGGAGGUGUACAAGCUGUCGAUCGGGGCGGCAUGCGAGCUGGAGUGGCCGUCGGAGCGCUUCAUGAUCCAGGUGCUGGACGACUCCACGGACCCCGUUGUAAAGGAUUUGGUGGAGACGGAAUGCCAAAGAUGGAAGAGCAAAGGCGUGAAUAUAAAGUACGAGGUGAGGGGGAACCGGAAGGGGUACAAGGCCGGCGCGCUCAAGGAAGGACUGAAGCAUGACUACGUCGAAGACUGCGAGUACAUCGCCAUGUUCGAUGCUGACUUCCAGCCCGAGCCUGAUUUCCUCCUAAGGGCUGUCCCAUUCCUUGUGCAUAACCCGGAGAUCGCCCUCGUCCAAGCUCGCUGGAAAUUCGUUAAUUCUGGUGAGUGUCUGCUGACGAGAUUCCAAGAAAUGUCCUUGGACUACCAUUUCAAGUAUGAGCAAGAGGCAGGCUCCUCACUGCAUUCAUUCUUUGGCUUCAAUGGGACAGCCGGUGUCUGGAGGAUUGCAGCUAUCGAUGACGCCGGGGGCUGGAAGGACCGGACGACGGUGGAGGAUAUGGACCUGGCUGUCCGUGCGAUGCUGCAGGGCUGGAAGUUUGUUUACGUCGGCGACAUAAAAGUCAAGAGUGAAUUGCCUAGCACGUUCAAGGCAUACCGGUUUCAGCAGCACAGGUGGUCUUGUGGACCGGCAAACCUGUUCAAGAAAAUGAUGGUAGAGAUUUUAGAAAACAAGAAAGUGUCAUUGUGGAGCAAAAUCUACUUAUGGUACAAUUUCUUCUUCGUUGGGAAGGUCGCUGCCCACACGGUGACAUUCAUCUACUACUGCUGUGCGAUCCCCGUGUCUGUUUUGCUUCCUGAGAUUCAGAUACCUCUCUGGGGAGUUGUCUAUAUCCCGACGCUCAUAACCCUCUUGAAGGCUCUUGGCACACCAAGUUCGUUUCACCUGGUGAUCCUCUGGGUUCUGUUUGAGAAUGUCAUGUCACUGCACCGGAUUAAAGCUGCAGCAAGUGGUCUUCUGGAUGCUGGUGGACGAGUCAAUGAGUGGGUUGUCACCGAGAAGUUGGGCGACACCAGCAAGGCAAAGCCUGGCGCCAAUGGAUCAGAUGAUGUAAAGGUGAUAGAUGUAAAGCUAACAGAACCCCUCGUUCCCAAGCUAGUGAAGAGGCGAGCAAGAUUUUGGGAGAGGUACAACUGCUCAGAACUUUUCGUUGGAACCUGCAUACUUCUGUGUGGUUUCUAUGACUUGCUUUUUGCAAAGAAGGGAUACUACAUUUUUCUCUUCCUUCAAGGCACGGCUUUCCUUGUUGUUGGCUUUGGGUAUGUCGGCACACUACCUCAUUGCAAUGCAUAAGCUGGCAUGGACAAUUCAUAUACCUUCUUACUAGAAACAGAUCAAGCAAAGUUCCUCUCUCCUGCCCAUAUGGAACUUCAAUGAUAGUUGAGCAAUAUUCCCAUGAUCAGUCUUGGCCAGACAUGAUUCACUGCCAAGAAGGUUGUUCAGAUGUCGUCGUCACUCUUCUGUCAGUCUUUAUUGUCAAGAAGGCCAUUCAAAUAGUGUCACCGUUCCAAAUUUAUAAUAACAGUGUUUACUGAAGCAUCAUGACAUACAAGAAUGAUUGGUGCAGCAGCAUUUAGUAAACAUCCCGUAGAGAUGCAGUUCACAGUCGUGAAAGAACUGCAGCUGCUGUAAAUGGAAUAGCACCAGUUGCCAAUUUCUGUAGAUCUCCGAACUUUUUUUUGGAAAUUUUGUGAUAUUACUCAGAGUUCAGAUCAAUAAUGGAAGAUUGUUGGCUUCCUCAGUUCAUAACCUGUGUAUGCUUAAAACUUGUAAAUGUAAAUUGUUAUUGACACUAAUAAUUUUGUCGAACCCAGGCAGUUCUUGAAA